Messenger RNA from Branchiostoma belcheri (Belcher's lancelet), 831 nucleotides. RefSeq names its product E3 ubiquitin-protein ligase Midline-1-like. The transcript is spliced from 3 exons. NCBI's taxonomy places the organism in Eukaryota, Metazoa, Chordata, Leptocardii, Amphioxiformes, Branchiostomatidae. Gene Ontology annotation, molecular function: protein binding. The coding region runs from base 75 to 800 and encodes 241 amino acids. The record is from RefSeq and is a predicted model, not a curated record.
ACAGUGUCACAUCGCGGCUUUAUUACACAGCCUCUGGCCACAACAUUGAGCUGCUGUGCUCGGCCGGGACCGGGAUGGAGUCUCUCCGCCGCCGGCUGACUCCCGAUCUGUUCCGCCUGGCGUUACGUGGCGACCGGCAGGAGCCCGAAGGUCUGAGCUUCGGGCUGGACCGGACCACGGCCCACCGGGAGCUGAGGAUCCUGGAGGACGGUCUGACCAUCGAGCGGGGAGACCGACAGGAGGACACCGACACCAUCAAGAAGGUCGCCGAUAGGACGAGAGGAAGGUUUAUGGAUGGGAGAAACUUCGCGGGUAACCCUGCAGUACUGGGUGACGUGGCGCUGUCCCGGGGGAGUCACUACUGGGAGGUGGAUGUCAGCUUCAGCUCCUCCUACCGCGUGGGGCUGGCCCUGAAGAACACCCCCCGGGACCUGUUCGUUGGUAGCAACCCUUUGUCGUGGUGCCUGGACAGGACGAUUGAGGAAUACUCCGUGCGCCAUGAUAGAAUUAAGGAUAAAAUCCGCUUGUUGGGACAUUUGGAGAGGGUGGGAGUGUACGUGGACUGUGAUUCUGGGAGACUGGCGUUCUUUGAUGCCGAGAAGAAGAGUUUGAUUCACGAGAUCACCGUGGAUCGUGCGGAGCCGCUGUACCCGGCCUUCGCGCUGUGGAACGGCUUCAUCAGCGUGCAGACGGGCUUCACCGUGCCGGAGUACAUCAGCAAGGCGUUCAGCAAGAGGGAAGGCGGGGGCAUGAACAACAUCGUACAGUCUCUCAACAUCAAGAGGCUACGGUUUAUGUAAAAUAAAUGACAUGGAAGUUCAUCUGUGUUGG